This is a messenger RNA of Mizuhopecten yessoensis (Yesso scallop), 8845 nucleotides long. RefSeq names its product C2 domain-containing protein 3-like. Gene Ontology annotation, cellular component: centriole; centriolar satellite. Gene Ontology annotation, biological process: centriole elongation; cilium assembly. Bases 123 to 8324 code for a protein of 2733 amino acids. The record is from RefSeq and is a predicted model, not a curated record. Lineage: Eukaryota; Metazoa; Mollusca; Bivalvia; Pectinida; Pectinidae. The transcript has 43 exons.
UAUGGCGGACAAGUUUGGACGUAAUGUUUUGGAUGGUAACAGAUUCAAGAUGUGAAUUCGAAUUGACAAGAGAUGUUUAAAAUGCUGUCGAUACCCUGGCAAUGCUUUAAAAUACAUUAGCAAUGGUAAAAAAGAAGGCAAAAUCUUCGAAGUCAGCCAAAAGACGGGGAUCAUGGCAGAUGGAAGAUGUUCAAGUGCACACAGGCCUGCCCCCUCAAGUGGAUGGCCAGUUGCGUUGCUUCUGUCGACUGACCAUCGAUCAAAUCCAUUGGCAUUCCCCUAACCCGCCUGAUGUGGCACAUGUCAGGGUGAAGUGGUGGGGUGAGGACGGUGAUGGAGGUUUGUUCAGACCACUGAAUGUGAAGAAAGGGGAUAAGGGUCCAGCAAAGGUAACAGCUAGGUACCCAGUGAGGUCUGGUCCACGACAGUUUGCAUCUUACCUGGUUGACAUGGGUAGUCUGGUGGUGGAGAUUCUUAGUGGACCAACGAUGAUCCCUGUGGGACAAGCUGAAAUCACGCAGAUAGGACUUCUGUCUAACGUCAGACCUAUUGAUGGAUUGUACCCAGUAUUAUCUCCUAGAGAAGAAAAGCUGGCUGAAAUCCAUGCGUCUUUGGUUUUGGAAUCUUUAAUGGCCUCGUACGACAGCACUGGGUCCAUUCCAACAACAGACAUCAGUAUGGAAACCCAUGCAACACAAGAGUCCAUGUACCCACAGAGAGUUCAGCCUAUCCCUCACUCCCAGGCUCCUCAGAAGCCUGUGGAUGAUCCGUUCGUCUCCCCUGCAUCUCAUCAAAAUGGCCUACAGAAUGGUUAUGCCGACCGGUCGGAGGACCUGCGUAAACAGUUAAACUACAGUCUACAGGAAACAGAAGAGAGACAGCUGUCAGGCAUACAGUCAGGAAGUACCGUGGCCAUCACUACCAAUGGAGAUGUGGUCACUACCAACCUCGGUCAGGACUUACAGUCGUCACCACAGAAUCAUCUGGCAGGCAGGCAUUCCCAGUCAGACCUCCUGUCUGUGCUGCUGGACCGUGGCAACAAGUUGCGGGACCAGAUGAUCAUCUCCUCUGUAGACGAGGCUGAACCCCAGACCGGUGUGAAACAGACAUACAUGUCUUGUGGAGAAGAGGAACAAGGAAACAACUACACUGGCAUGUCAGAGAGGCGUAGUUCAAUGGGAAGUCUACUGAAAGAGAUUCUUAAGGCAGAAAGAGGAACAGCUGAUGUCUCACAGACGGACUAUGAUCCUGUUGACUUGGUGUUUGGCAACCAACUGACAGACAACUUGCAGGUACUGAAAAUGAUGGGAGGGAGUCCUAGAUCUAGUGUGUCGCAGGACCUAGACCUGAUGAGUGACCCUGGUGAUCCUGUCCACAGCGAAUCCAUCCUUCAGGAACUAUUCUACAAAAACCCGGACAGUGAGGUGAGUGAACUCAGUGAACUCAGUGGAGAUGAGAACCCUGCCCCAUUUAAGCAACAAAACGGUGAACUGCAUACUUCAAUGGAGGAUCCAGCUAAUGUUAGGCCUCCAUCAAGACGAUCGUCUGUAUCUAGCCUUAGUUUAGAGUUUCCUGAAUAUCUCCCAUCUGAGGAGGUGGAGGUUAAAAAGAAGAAAAAGAGGAAAGAAGAAGCUUCAACGAAAGUUCCCAAGAGAAGGUCUCGUGUUAAGACGAAAGUGAAGGGAGGGAAAAAGCGGAGGCGGUCCCGCAGUAGUGCCCGUAGCAGUGCUAGCGAGGCCAGUGACAGCGAGUUGAUGACUGCCCGCUCAGAGAUGUCGCAGGUUUCCUUUGACAUGCCAGCCUCGGACCUGGAUGAACCAGAGGAAGAUAAGCCAGUGCGGAGAAAGCGAGUCGAUGGCCUCAGUGUGGAGCGAUUAACACUACUGGGGAGGGUACAUGUGGCCAGAGUGAUCAUAGACGCCCUACACCUGGCAGGUGCUCAGGACCUCAACUCCUCCAAGAGGAAGAACAAGGCUGGAGGGAAACCGCCCAAACCCUCUCCAAAAGCCAAGAAGUCGGUGACAUACUUCAUAGAGUACCAGUUUCCUGUUGUGGCCACUUCCAGGGAUAAGUAUUCACCUAAUGCUAUGGCAACCGAGGUGAUGCGGGUGGCUUCCAAAAAUUUGAAGGACGGAGUGGUCAGCUUCAACCAUCGCUCUGUGUUUCCCAUCAUGUUUGAUGGUAGUGCUGUGGAGAAGUGGUGGAAGUCUGCUCUCAUCUUUAAGCUGUUCUCGCGUACUGCAGGACAAAAAGUGCCAACGUUGGUGGGCAGCUGUGGGAUCCCGCUCAAAAGCAUUCUACGGUCAGACAACCUACAAGUUGGCCGAGAGCUGGAAAUCAGGGAAAGUGGACGCAACUCGUCCAUAAAUUCCUCACUCCGGGGCAGUCUUGACACCUUCUACGGCUCACUUAAGGUGUCCAUAGAACUCGCAUCAGACAGUAAAGAUUUCUCCUCUGCCCUUGCCAGAGCCAAACUGGCAGAAAUGAGUGGGAGGGCCAAGUUUGUGCCGAUACCUCAGACCGUGCCCCCUCCCCCUCCCCCGCCUGUACAGUUAGAUAAACCACCACUACCCCCAGACUUUAUACCUAGUGCUCAAAAUACUCAGCUGUCUUCAACGGUGCUACCAAAUUAUACCUCACAUGUAAAUACAGAUACACAGACUGCCAGUCUGGGACCUCAGUUACCUGCCCCUGGUCUGCCCCAACCUCCUUAUUUGGAGCCCUACCACAUGGCCUCACAAGCCAAUGCAGAGGCCAUGACUCUGCACACAUUACUGCUGAUACCGGAGGGUCACAACAUCUCGCUACAGGGUAUCCCAUCCCUGUCAUCCAUCAAACGACACCCUGUCUUCCCACCCCAACCUCACACCUUAUCUAGUGAAGGAAUGAAAUCUCGGGAUAUGAACACCAGGAAUACCUACCUUGUGUGUCGGAUGUUCUGGUGCAACGAUGCUGUCCACUCCAAUGUCUGUUGGGGAACAUUUGAACCCCAAUUCAACUUUGGACAGAUUGCCCCUGUGUUGUUGUCCGGGUCCUUAUUGGAGAGGAUGAGGAACAACUUCAUGGUGGUAGAAGUCUGGGACAAGAAGACAUCUGCUGAGAAUGACCAGUUAAUUGGAAUCGUCAAAUUGAGCUUACAUCAGUUUUAUAUGUCCUUUCGAGACAACAAGAUAUCCAAUGCCUUACUGAAAUCACAGUAUCCUGUGAUAUCAGUGGACAAUUACCUGCCCAUUGUGGACCCUAUGAGUGGGUCACAGUUUGGUCAGCUGAAGGUUCUACUGGCCAUGGGCUCCGGGGAACAGGUUACGGAACUACAGCAGCUCAAACUGGAUGGUCCGAUGGUGAGGCCACCAGAACGGCCACAACACUUCUUGGAAAGGGAGGACAUGAUGAGACAAGGCAGCCUUGCUCCAGUGUACAGCCAGCCAAGAGCAGAUAAUUCUGUGGAACACAUAUUUGAGGUGGUGAUAGAAGGUAUCCGUGGCCUGGCUCUAUUUGACAACAUGAUCUGGGGCGAGGCUGACUGUUUUAUACAGUAUCACUUCCCAGUACAGCCACCCUCCGACCAGCCGGGUACAGGGCCUGCCAACGAUGGUAUACCCAGUAUGAAAUCGUUCCGGUCUGCUACAACUCUUUGUAUUCCUGAUCCUACAUUUAAUGAUAUUACACGUCACAGAAUAGUGCUAUCCCAGGGGACUCCGGUACAGCGGCAGUUACUUACAGCCUGUGCCGGAGCGGGAGGAGGCAGUGGGGGUGUGCCGUUUGAAGUGUGGUGUCGGUACUACCACCCCAACAUAAGGGACCAGUGUAUAGCUAAGGCCAGUCUGCCCCUUGCAAAGCUGUGUGCCAUGGUGACCAUGCAGAAGAGAGGCGAGUCAUCAGUGCAGUCAUUUGCUCUCCCACUUAAACAAGUGGCAGUGGAUACAGAGUUUUCAGAUGCCAGGGCAAAAUCUCAGGUGAAAGAAUCUGGACUUAUGGAUGUUACAAUACACUACAAAACACAAAAUAUACAGAGUGAACAGAACCAAGCGGCCAAUAAGAAUCUGUCGGGCGCCCAGAUUUGUAUAUCUGUUGGCGUCAUCAGGGCCUCUGGACUCAAGGCUGCUGCUGAAGCGAUUGCCCGUCUGGACUCUGGGAUGCAGUACCCUGCAGAGGUUGGCGUCAACACCUACAUUAAGAUCCGCAUGUCAUUCCUACCAACAGAGGAUGAGAGGAUAACGAGGACCAUUGCCAGGACAUUUGCUCCGGAGUUUUCCCACCACAUGGACUUUCCUUGUCCUCUGUUGUGGACAGAAGCAGACAAUGAUGCCCUGGCUCUGGCUGAGAUCCUGGAGACCGCUGAGCUGACGCUGGAGAUGUGGCACCAGGUCCCUGGGCUGUCGUCUGAUUUAGACAGACAGAUUGCUCAGCAGACCACCCACGAGGUCCAAGGUCGGCGCCUAGUGGAGAAAACACAGGAUGUGUUACUCGGAACUGCAACACUGUCUCUGGCCGGUCUCCUCACCAACCGUACAGGUAUCAACGGGUGGUUCGCUGUCAACCUGCCCUUGAUUGGCUGGCGACAGGAUGCCAGUCAGGCAGAAGAUGAGGAGGACAGGACUGUACCUUGUAACCAGGGCCUAGAACGUGUUGUGGGUGGAGUCGAGCUGUCAGUCAAGUUUGCCCACCACAACGACCGUGACCGUGUGGUCCAUGCCGCUCGAGGAGUGGGGUGGUCGCCAGUUGACUUGGACGUGGAGGAUGAGGAGGACUGGCAGAGUGAUGAUGAGGGAUGCGGUCAGUACCACCAGAUCACUGUGUGUAUGGAUCAGGUGAGCUUCCCUAUACAGAACGCCCUGAUAGCUGGACAGACCAAUCUGGACAAAACUGCCCGGUGCUACAUCCGAUACAAAGUCUACGAUAGAAGUGCAGUGGUGUCGAGGAGUGUUAAGUGUCGGAUACUAGACACAGGCUAUAUCCUGUCUCACUGUGAUCACAAACACGAAUUCCAGAUACCAAUCAGCUCUCCAUUUAAAUGGUACCUGCGAGAGGAGAAGUUGGAGGUACAGGUGUGGGUGAGCUAUGGGAAGAAGGACGGUAAUCAGAAGUCGCAACACAGGGAUAAGCUGAUCGGUACCACCUACAUAGAGCUAGACGCUCUCAACGACGAGCGCCGCAGACAGCAUAGGAUCAGUGGCAUGUUUCCCCUGUACAAGCCAGGUGCAGCUAGUCUCGGAGGGGCCUUCCUCAGGGCACACAUAACUGCUAAACCACAGUUUGGAAGUGUUACCAAGCAAUCUGAUGAUGAGGCAGACGAGAAAGUGUCAGAGGGGGAAGUAGAUGAGGAGUACGACCCCAAUGACAGUUUCCAUCAGAUCAUGGGGAAGAAGAAAUCCAAGUCAAGCACAGAUGUGCCACACCUUGAGCGUGUGGAGGAGGAUUCUGUAGUCCCUCACUUCCCCGUUAUCGUCUCUGUUGAGCGUGCCAUGCAUUUACCUCUGAUCAGCGACAAAAAUAGAUCUGAGGAGUACUUCCCCAAUACUUAUGUGUCUUACCAGACGUCCGAAAGUGCUAGUCCUGCAUAUACUCAGGUCUUCUACAACUCGGACAACCCUGUCUGGGACGACCAACAGGAGACACGACUCAGCACCGAGCUUCUCUACCAGGAAAACAAGAAUCUGGUGUUCAAAGUUUGGCAUAAACCACAGAGUGCCUCCAAGGAUCCCGACAAAUCCUCUGACCGAGUGCUAGGGUUUGUGUCCGUGGAUCUGACCCCACUGACCUCGGGACUUCUACAGAUCUGUGGCUGGUACAAUGUCAUGGACUUCCAUGGUCAGUGCCGCGGCCAAAUCAAGGUGAAUAUUGUCCCACAGGAUGAUGUGACACGCCAUGUACAGGGCAUUUCUGGUCAGCCAGUGGCCAUGUCUUUCUACAACCAACCAUCCAGCCUGCCCUUCACCAUUAACUCCUCCGUCCAGAACACCAUGCCCUCGGAACAGCCAAUGUCCCUCCCAACAGAUCUACGCCCCUUCUCCUCCAAUCUGCCCAACUUUGACCAGGUGCGAGAACACCAGGAACAAUUACAGCAUCAGCUGAGUGAAAACAUUCGCCAGUUCCUGCGUAACCAUGAAAUGUCAUCACAGGAUUCGCCCGAGGAGUCGCCGCGCCCUGAGGUGUCGCCCCACUGGCAGCCUCCAACACUCAACGACAUCAGGGUGGACGACAGCGCCGCUUGUUCACGUUCCAUUAUGUUCUCAUCCCUCAGGAAACAAAUGCAAGAUUUGGAUGAUAUCACAUCAAAGUUAAAAAAGAAGCUUGCCUCGCCACCAUCUGUGAACAAUUUCUCUAUUCAUCAAGGCCGAUCAGAAUUUCCCGACACUGAUAACAUGAGGAAUGCUCCAAUCCAGUCCAUCAUAUCCCCUCUGUCCACUCUUCAGUUGACAUCAACACUACGAGCCAAUGACAGUGAGUUACUAUUAACAGGAUCUCACGAGGGAGAGUCUUCGCGGACCGCUGUCGACUCUGGUGCAUUCUCUGUGACACAGUCAAGCGAGAAAUACCAGGACGCCUUGGAUUCUCAGCGGAGUAGCGAGAGAAUGGACACUUUGCGGAUGGGAAUAACACCUCGGGACUUUGACAAUACCGGACAGGAUGGUCCAACGCCACGCGAGGCACAGAAAAGCUCGGGUUCUACACCAAGAGAUGCACACAAUUUCAGUGACACGGGUAUACACAUGGGCUACACCCCGAGAGAUGACGUAUCUGUGUCAACAGGGGGAUUCAACAUGGCGAAUACCCCCCGUGACCUGGUCAGUGUGGAUGGCUUGAAACCCUGUGGCCUGGACUUGUCGCAGGAUAGUAAUGCCAAUGCUAGAGACAUGCAUGUGAGCGGGAGUAGUAGUGCAUCCUUGGGGUUCGCGUAUCAGGGAGAACUGUCGCAGGGAAGCAGUACUGGCAGUGGCUAUAGGAACGGUGUUGGAGCCCCAGCCAGAACCACCAGCACUGCGACUCACGAUACUGAUGUGAAGGAAAUGAGCGUGAUUCAGGAAUUCACAGAAAAUGAGGAGGACGCAGUCAGCGAUGAUAAUGGAGAGGAGGAUGAAAGAUAUUAUCAAGAAUAUUGUGACAUUUUAGACGAACAGGAGAACGAGGAUGAAUCGGACAAUGAGGAGGAAAAUGUUGUUGUACCAAGGACUUUAAACGACGUCUCAGGAAAGUUUGGGGGAAUCCCUGGUCAUUCUGUUUACAUGGACAGCAAUGGACAUGGUGGGUCACCUCGAGAGUUUGUGAGAAAUGGACAGACAAUGCCUUUUGAUAUUAGAGCUAGUGAUUCUCGGGAAUUAAGUCGGACUAAGUUUGAUCGCAAGGAGGCUGAUAAUAUGCUCGAUCUUUCAGACAGUGAAUCUGUGCCUGACCAACUACUUUCUCCUCAUUUACAACUGACGGAACGGCCAUCUUUUAUAGAGAAAGACAGCUGGUUUUCAGACGAUGACCAGAAGGACCAGCGCGUGUCAAGAUUUGGCAGUGAUGCUGGGGAAGGUACGCAUAGGGACAUCCAUUCUCCAUACAGGGUGAACGGUGAUGUGGCACGUAAUAGUCUGCUGCAGGACGUGGAACUGGAAUCUGUGAACUCAGGAAGUCAUAAUACGCAAAACUCAGGAUCCAGGCAAUCUUCACGUGUGUCAUCUGCUGGAAGUGACAGACUGUCGGCCAAGAAUUCCUCAGGACAUUCUCGAGGAUACGAGUCCAAUUUUGUGGAGGAUGACGUUCCUCUUUCUUCUUCAGUGCCAAAAUCGCCAAAAGAGGCAUUCUCAGAGGUGGUGACUGAGUUAGAGGAUUUCUUUGAUCCAGUACGACCUCAGACCAGGAUGGAAGGGCAAAGGUCAAUGUCACCUACUUACGGAUCAAGGUCACGCUCCCCUAAAAUGCUAAAUGAAAGAGUUAACUUUGAAAGUUCAGAGAGCUUUGGUGAUCCCGAUAAUGCUACUUCAAACAUAAAUGGCUACGGUAGUCUCCCAGAUGGAGAAAUACAUGAUUUACCUAACGGAUUUCAAGAGCAUUCUUCCAUGCCAAAUUUUUUCCUUCCCUCUCAACAUUUGGCAGAGUCUAUGCAGGCCCUACAGCAGGCUACUUCAGGGUUUCCUUCCUCUAGUCAACAGCAAACUGACCCCGGGAGACAGGCAGCUAAAGUACAAGCAGCGUCUGACCUCAUGGAAAAGCUGACCACAAAUAACCACAAAGUGAAGUUUUCAACCGUCCACACCAAAGGGAGACAACCUCCCACUGCAGCAGAGACCAAAAGAAUUGCGAAGAUAUUCUCAGAGAAAUUUUCAUCAAAACACUGAUCUGUAACAAUUCCCCAUCUGGGACUUUUAAUCGGCUGUAGUCCAACUUAUGAAUUAGUAUGCAUGGUUAUAUUUAGGCUUUGAAGGAUUUUGAAAUCUCCAUUUGCUGUGACAUAUGAGUUUCUGAUCUGAUUUUACAUGACAACGAAUUGAAUGCUGUGAGACAUGUGUUAAUAUUAUGACAAGCUGGUCUGUGAUAUGCCCUUGAUGCAUACUCCUCAAAAUUCAUCAGUGUGUGUGUGUGUAUCAGUCUUCAUCACAACUCCAUCAAUCUUCAUCAAAUCAUUCAUUGUUCAUCUAUAUCUUCAUCAUCAAAAAUGUCAUUGUGAAAUAAUCAUUUUCAUAGUUUCUCAUCAGAUCUCAAUUAAUUCUCAUUCUAUAUAUAUUUAUUUCUCACAAUUCUCUCUUCGUCUUUUACUGGUUAUGUGUUGUGUCAUCAAAACUAAAUCUAGGGCCGUUUUCGUUUAAACGGUUGAACCGGUCGGACCACAGUUGUUCGUUUAUUCACUCAUUCACCACUG